Messenger RNA from Telopea speciosissima, 1093 nucleotides. RefSeq names its product heterodimeric geranylgeranyl pyrophosphate synthase small subunit, chloroplastic. Gene Ontology annotation, biological process: isoprenoid biosynthetic process. NCBI's taxonomy places the organism in Eukaryota, Viridiplantae, Streptophyta, Magnoliopsida, Proteales, Proteaceae. Gene Ontology annotation, molecular function: prenyltransferase activity. The transcript has 2 exons. The coding region runs from base 77 to 1093 and encodes 338 amino acids. The record is from RefSeq and is a predicted model, not a curated record.
CCAAUUCUAGUUGACUUCAAGCUCUCGGUUCAGAGAAUUAGAAAAAAAGAAAGAAAGGGGGACAGAGGUGAGAAGGAUGAUGAUGGCCUUAUCUACUUUCAUCUCCUCAUCGCCUAAUCUAUCUUUCCCUAAGAGAAGCCCAAGCGCACAACCCUUUCGCUGCUCUUCCUCGCUCGCGAUGUCUUCGCCAAAAUUUGAUCUUCGUACCUACUGGACAAGCUUAAUCGCGGAGAUAAAUCAGAAGCUCGACGAAGCGAUCCCUACUCGAUACCCGGAACAGAUCUACGAGGCUAUGCGCUACUCGGUCCUCACCGAAGGUGCUAAACGCGCUCCUCCCGUCAUGUGCGUCGCUGUCUGCGAACUCUUUGGAGGCGAUCGUCGUGCAGCCUUCCCCACUGCCUGCGCCCUUGAGAUGGUUCACGCUGCUUCCCUGAUCCACGACGACUUGCCGUGCAUGGACGAUGAUCUAGUCCGCCGAGGCAGGCUAAGCAACCACGCAGUUUACGGCGUUGACAUGGCCAUCCUCGCAGGCGACGCUCUAUUCCCGCUGGGCUUUCGCCACAUCGUUUCUCACACCCCGUUGGACCUUGUCCCAGAGACCCGUCUCAUCCGGGUGGUGGCCGAGAUAGCCCGUGCCGUUGGAUCCACCGGAAUGGCAGCGGGUCAGUUUUUAGAUCUGAAAGGUGAAGACGCCGCCGUCGAAUUCGUUCAUGAGAAGAAGUUCGGGGAGAUGGCUGAGUGCUCCGCUGUGUGCGGAGCGUUAUUGGGCGGGGCCGCAGAAGAUGAGAUCGAGAGGCUGAGGAGGUACGGUCGUGCUGUCGGAGUUCUUUAUCAAGUGGUGGACGACGUGUUGGAAGAGAAGACGAACAGGGAAGAGGGUCAAGAAUGGAAGAAGCGGGGGAAGAGCUACGCCGGUGUGUUUGGGACGGAGAGGGCUUUAGAACUGGCCGAAGAACUUCGAAGCAGGGCUAAACGGGAGCUUGAUGGGCUUGCCAAGUAUGGAGAGGGCGUGACACCGCUUUAUAGUUUCCUCGAUUAUGCGGUGGAUAGAAAUUUUGCCAUUGGUAUUGAUAAAGCAUCGUCUUCUUCCUAG